UACAAUUCUCCUCCUGCUGCUGAGGAAAAUUUUGCCUCUAGUAAUAAAGGACGCUAUCGGAGCUAAGGGGUGUGGUCAGUUAGACAACAUGGAUGGUGGACUCUUAUGCCUCAAGUGGAGAGAUCACCGCUCCACAUUCUUCCGCAUGCUCUCAUCUGUUAGAAAAAAAGAGGUUUACUGUGAUGCCACCAUAGCCUGUGAUGGACGGUUCUAUCCUGUUCACAGGCUGGUUCUCUCCACCUGCAGUGAAUACUUUGAACGUAUGUUUGAAGUGGCAGACAAGCAACACCUCAUGAUCGUGUUGGCAGAUAUACAACGUGAAGACUUAGAGACCCUCUUGGACUACAUGUAUAUAGGCGAGGUCAACGUCUUACAGAGCGAUCUGUCGGGGUUCAUGAAGGCUGCCGAGCGCCUCAAGAUCAAAGGCUUGGCAGAACCUACAGACACAAUUACCAGAAAGGAAGGUGUCGACGGCAAGAGGAGCCUCCCGCAGAAGGAGGACAACUGGGAGGUGAAGCGCAGAAAACAGAAUGAUGAGGUCCCUCCAUAUUCCAAAGCUGAGGUUAAGACUUGUCCGCGCGGCUCAUCCCCAACCAAAGCGAGUAAGGAAUCAUAUAAUGAACCCAAAAGAGGAAGAGAUCAAACAGCAGGACUUGGCAAGACUAACAGUAUUGUGACAUCACCAACUCCUGGGAUUGUCUCCCCUGCUCAAUUAGCAUCAGCUGAAUUGGGUGCUGAGACUCGGACAGACUCGGGGCCCGAUCCACUGCCUGCGGUACCAAGGGGUCCCGAAAGUACCGUUAGUCAUGACGGGGAAGUGACCGACUGUGACAGCACUCAG
This is a messenger RNA of Homarus americanus (American lobster), 841 nucleotides long. RefSeq names its product transcriptional regulator Kaiso-like. Gene Ontology annotation, biological process: regulation of transcription by RNA polymerase II. Gene Ontology annotation, cellular component: nucleus. The record is from RefSeq and is a predicted model, not a curated record. Gene Ontology annotation, molecular function: protein binding. NCBI's taxonomy places the organism in Eukaryota, Metazoa, Arthropoda, Malacostraca, Decapoda, Nephropidae.